CUUUCUCUAAUCUCUAUUGUGAAACUAUCUAUGGUCUAAGUGUGAAACGUGCGAUUUAAAAUUAAAUAUGGUUGAUGAUUGAUGUUUCUACUUUUGUGAUAUUUUACUCUGCAAAUGAAGCUUGAAAAAUGUAUUUGUUAUUUAGAAAACACCUGCAUUGGCUAUUUUAUAAGUUUCUUAAUUAAUAAGAAAUAUGGCGAAUUAGUCAAGUUUUCUAUAAUUUGUUGCGUUCUUGUGUUGCCUACACUGGAAAUAUAAAAAAAAUUAACAAAUGAUGAACGUUUUGGUUAUUGUCAAUUCAUUCAAGUUGUAAAGAAUACCACAAAAAUGCCUGCUCAAGAAAUUGUAACAAGUAAAGUAGUGGUGCAUCCUUUGGUGUUACUUAGUGUAGUGGAUCAUUUUAAUCGAAUGGGAAAAAUUGGGAACCAAAAACGAGUUGUGGGCGUUCUCCUGGGUUGCUGGAGAGCGAAAGGAAUGCUGGACGUAUCCAAUAGUUUUGCAGUUCCAUUUGACGAAGAUGACAAGGACAAGACGGUGUGGUUCCUGGACCAUGAUUAUUUGGAGAACAUGUACGGGAUGUUUAAGAAAGUGAAUGCUCGCGAGAAGAUAGUUGGCUGGUACCACACUGGACCGAAACUGCAUCAGAACGAUGUCGCCAUCAAUGAGCUAGUACGGCGAUACUGCUCCAACUCCGUCCUCGUCAUCAUAGACGCAGAGCCGAAGGAUUUGGGCCUGCCCACGGAGGCAUACCGUAUGGUCGAGGAAGUGCACGAUGACGGCUCGCCCACGUCGAAAACCUUCGAGCACGUGCCGAGCGAGAUUGGUGCGGAGGAGGCGGAGGAGGUGGGGGUGGAGCACCUGCUGCGGGACAUCAAGGACACCACGGUGGGGACUCUGUCGCAGAGGAUCACCAAUCAGCUGCUGGGCCUGAAGGGUUUGCACCUGCAGAUUCGAGACAUCAGGAACUACCUCCUGCAGGUGGUGCAAGGGAAGCUACCUAUCAACCAUCAGAUAGUUUACCAGUUGCAAGACAUUUUCAACCUCCUUCCAGACAUCAACGAUAACAAUUUUGUGAACUCGCUUUACGUGAAGACAAACGACCAGAUGCUUGUAGUGUAUUUGGCAGCCCUCAUCCGAUCCAUCAUUGCCUUGCACAACCUCAUAAACAACAAACUUACCAAUAGGGAUGCAGAGAAGAAGGAAGGGAAGAAGGACGAACCUAAAGACAAAAAAGAAGACAAGACAAAAGAGGAAACAAAAGAAGAAAAGAAAAAAUAGAACAGCAUUGUGACUAAGUUUGGUGAUAAAUUUGUUUUACUCUGAAACUUAAAAAAAUACCUCAGUUAAAAUUGAAGAACUGUUGUAAGUGCAUUUCCAUAAUUUUGGAAGGAUUCUGUGGACUUAACUUUUUUUGUUUACUUUUUAAAAAAUUAACUUCUUCCAUUGAAGCAUAAACUUUUGACUCAAAUAAGAAGUACAAAACAGUUGUAAAAUUAUAACUAUGAUUUAUUAAAAAAAAAUAUAUAUAUUCUGCAACAAUUUUAUAUUGAUAUUAUCUUAGUUAUAUUUUUUGUUACAAAGUUAUACAGUGAAUUUGUGCUUAAUGUGAGUAAUUUGAAUUUACUUUUCCUUAUCAAGGUGCUGUACAGGGAUGGGAAAACAUUUGUUUUAAUUGAGUUUUGAAACACUUUUUUUUUGCACUAAUGCUUAUCUUAAUUUAUGGUUAUAAUAAGUACACACAACAAAGUGAAUAAAGUUGCUGUAAAUUUAUUUAAUGUAUGAAUUAGGUUUAAAAAAUUUGUAGUAGUGUCAAAUGUCAUCAUUUGUUAAGUAUCAGGUCGACUGUUAAUGAAUGUGAUUGCUUAGAUUUACACCUGCAAUAUCAGUUUCUCUUGAUAAACUAAAAUAUGUAUGAUGAAAAUAUCACUUCUGUUAUGAAAGUGACAAAGUUAGUAUGGAAAUCAUGAAUAAACAAUGCUGAAAAAAGCCUGAAACUGUACUGAUCCCAUGUUUUGUUAUAAUUAUUUUUUAAUAAUUUUUAUUUGAUAACAUAUCUUGAUGUAUGAAAUAUUUAAUUCAAUAUAUCUUUUAUAUAAA
Molecule: messenger RNA, 2097 nt
Organism: Bacillus rossius redtenbacheri
Lineage: Eukaryota; Metazoa; Arthropoda; Insecta; Phasmatodea; Bacillidae
Gene: Rpn8
Product: 26S proteasome non-ATPase regulatory subunit 7
Exons: 5
Coding region: 328-1278 (316 amino acids)
Biological process (GO): proteasome-mediated ubiquitin-dependent protein catabolic process
Cellular component (GO): proteasome regulatory particle; proteasome complex
Molecular function (GO): protein binding; metallopeptidase activity
Source: RefSeq, a predicted model, not a curated record